AUUUAGGCUUAUUUCUACUCCUUACUUCAGGCCCAGGUGAUCACCCUGAUCAGUUCCCAGCAGCCCGGGGCAACCCCCGAGGAAUGUCUCUGAACGUGAGCCGGAAUAGGAUAGCAGCGGAGGUGAAAAAGCUUGCCAACGAGCCCCCAGCAGGCAUAUCGGCUUGGCCUAACGAAGGUAGUGCCACCUGCAUCGAUGCACAGAUCAUGGGGCCUGAAGGUAGCCCCUAUGAAGGCGGCCUUUUUCACCUGCGGGUGAAUUUCCCCGACAGGUACCCUUUCGAGCCUCCAAACGUGAAGUUCCUCACAAAGGUGUAUCACCCCAACAUUUCACAUGACGGAAACAUCUGCCUCAGCGUACUAAAGACUGAUUGGGGACCGCAGCACAACCUGACAAGCGUGCUCCUCAGCAUUCAGUCGCUUCUAGCAGAGCCCAACUCAAACGACCCGCUGGACGCAGAUGCGGGCAGGGAGCACAAGGCUCAUCCGGAGCUCUUCCGAAGGCGCGCUGCCGAGUUUACGCGCAAGUACGCUUUCCCGGAAGCACACAGGCCCACGAGCACUGCGGCCCAGGCGGAGGGCUCUGGAACUGGAGGCCAAGCAGGCGUCACCGCUGGGCCCGGGGCAGGACAACUGCAUGCAUCUGGUUCCACCGCUGGGGCCGCCCAGGCUGAGGUGACGCUACCCUUGCGGCAGAGCAAGGCAGAUGCGACGGCGGAAGAUGCAAGCUUAAGCGCAACGGCCGCUCGCGAGUCAGCGCAAGUGGCAAAGCCGGAGCAGCCAAUGCAAGACAGGAACGUGAGAGGAGAAGCAGGAGCAGGUGCAGUCACAACAACGGCAGGCUUGAAUAGCGCGACCAGCGCAAAGCGUGCGCCGGCGGAAGCGCCCAAGUCGAGGCUGUCGUUAAGCAAGCGCGCUCGCGCGCAGAUAUAGAUCUAAGCUGGCAACGGUGUGUCCCGCACGAGGACAAUAGCGGUGGCGGCUGCUACACUUAAUUUGCUGCGCGCACUUGGAAAAUCAGGAAGCGAGCCGCGCCGUACAGGCACUCAUCUAGAGGCCUCAUGCUUGCUUGUGCGUUGCGCCUUUGAAGUAAUUCACUGCACUGCACAAAACAUAUAAACGUUUGUAAAUACUGGCAAGGGUCGUUGUGAAGUUCUCUGGUUGGCGCUUAAGGGCGACAACGCAUUUUGCAGGUCCUAAAGCGUUAAACAGCUGCUUACUGCACGUCGCUUAGAAGAAUGCUUCCUUGCCUUCAGCCGCGGUUGGGCAAGCUUGCUGGCACGCCCCGGGGCUUUAGUUCGUCGCUUCCUCCACGUCGCCCAAUUGCAACGGGCCUGCUUAAUGUUCAGCGCGCCCGCAAGUUGGUGGCUGUUCGCGAGGCCGCGGUGACUGAGCUGGUGGAGGCCAAGUCAAGCGAGGCAGAGGGGUGCAAGACUGCAGACGUGGACUCGACCGUUGUCACCCCGGAGAGCCUGAACGCAGGCACCAUCCUGUACAACGCACGCAGCGACACAGCAGCCGCCGUGAGCACCCCACCCGCCAGCCACAACGGCAAUGGCAACGGCGCCAGCAGCAACGGCGCCCAAGCUCCAACCGCCGCCUACUCCAACGGUACCAGCAACGGCGCCGCCGCGGCUGCUGCUGCCAGCCCGGCUGCGAGCAGCGCCCCCCUACCGCAACCCCCAGCCGUUCAGCCCAGCAAGCUGGCAGCCUCCCCGGCUUCCCCUGCCGUACCCUCCUCCUCGUCCUCCUCAUCCUCCUCCACUUCGGUGCUGUCUCCGCUGUCCACAGCCUCCCUGGACAGUGCCAUGGACCCCCAGGCUGCGGGGCAGAUUGAGACGGUGGCUGCCACCAUAGGCGCGGAGCGGGCGGCGGCGACCCCGGGUGCUGCUGGCGGUAAGGCUGCGGCGGCGGAGGUGAAGAAGCCCAAGACCGCCGCCGGCACGCCGUACAGCAACCCAGGUGGCCGCUGGAACCAGUUCAAGACGUACUCGGUGGCUCAGCGCACGUUUGAGAUCUGGAGCUUCGCCUUCCAGUUUGCCUUCCGCUACCUGCUGCUCAACCAGAAGUUCACGUACGGCAAGGAGGGCAUGACGAAGGAGGCGGUUUCGGCGCGCAAGAAGGAGCUCGCCAUCUGGCUGCGGGAGGGGCUGGUCCGCCUGGGACCCACGUUUAUCAAGAUUGGUCAGCAGUUCUCUACGCGUGUGGACGUGCUGUCGCCCGAGUUCGUCAAGGAGCUGGAGAAGCUGCAGGACAACGUGCCCCCCUUUGACCGCGAGGCGGCUCGCAGCAUCCUGGAGGCCUCGCUGGGUCGCCCCGUGGAUCAGGUGUUUGCGGAGUUUGAGAUUGAGCCCAUCGCGGCGGCCUCGCUGGGACAGGUGCACCUCGCUCGUCUGAAGGACGGUCAGCGGGUGGUGGUGAAGGUGCAGCGGCCGGGGCUGAAGGAGCUCUUCGACAUCGACCUCAAGAACAUCCGGGCGCUGGCGGUGUGGCUGCAGAAGGUGGACCCCAAGACCGACGGCGCCGCUCGCGACUGGGUCGCCAUCUACGACGAGUGCAGCCGCAUCCUGUACCAGGAGAUCGACUACCGGCUGGAGGGGCGCAACGCGGACCGCUUCCGGGAGAACUUCGCGGGGGUGGACUGGGUCAAGGUGCCGCGCGUGUUCUGGGAGUACAGCAGCCAGGAGGUGCUGGUGCUGGAGUAUGCGCCAGGCACUAAGAUCAACGACGGUGCCGCCAUCGACCGCAUGGGCCUGGACCGCAAGCGGCUGGCCCGGCUGGCGGUGGAGUCGUACCUGCAGCAGAUCCUGCGGUACGGCUUCUUCCAUGCGGACCCGCACCCUGGCAAUGUGGCUGUUGACGCCGAGAACGGCGGGCGGCUGAUCUACUACGACUUCGGCAUGAUGGGCAGCCUGGCGCCGCAGGUCAAGUCGGGGCUGCUGGAGCUAUUCUACGGCGUGUACAACCGCGACCCCGACCGCUGCCUGGACGCGCUGGCCACCAUGGGGGUGUACGUGUCCACGGGGGACCGUACGGCGGUGCGGCGUACGGCAGAGUUCUUCCUCAAGGGCUUCCAGGAUCGCCUUGACGCCCAGAAGGCUCAGCGGGAGGAGAAGGGCAAGGAGUACAACCAGUCCUACAAGCCGCAACGCAACAAGGACGAGGCCAAGGAGCGGCGGCGCCAGAUCCUCUCCUCCAUCGGAGAGGACCUGCUGCUUGCCGCCGCCGACCAGCCCUUCCGCUUCCCCGCCACCUUCACCUUUGUGGUGCGCUCCUUCACGGUGCUGGACGGCAUCGGCAAGAGCCUGGACCCGCGGUUCGACAUCACGGAGAUCGCUGCGCCGUACGCGCGGGAGCUGCUGCUGGAGGGCAACCCGGUGGGGGCCAAGCUGCAGCGGGAGUUCCAGAUCGGGCUGGCGAACCAGAACCGCGCCCUGAAGAAUCUGUUUGUGGGUCCCAACAAGAUCGAGGAUAUCGCGCUCACCAUGCAGCGCCUGGAGCGGGGAGACCUCAAGCUGCGGGUGCGGGCGCUGGAGGCGGAGCGAGCGCUGGCGCGGGUGCAGGCCUGGCAGCGCGUCAUCUUCGCCGCGCUGGCUGCCUCCUCGCUGCUCAACAUCGGCACCGCACUGUCGGUGGCGUCGCGGGCGGCGGGCGCCACCGCCUGCUUUGUGGGCGCGGCGGCGUGCGGCUUCCUGCUGCUCAAGAACUACCUCAAGGUGGCGCAGCUGGAGAAGAAGGAGCUGCAGCUGACGGGGCAGACGGUGUAAGGGGGCAGGGCGCGGUGAGAAGCGAAGCCAUGGAGUCCCUAGGCGGUGUGGGGGGCGAGGGCGGGGAUGAGGAAGGAAUGCUUUGUGUCCUCGCGGUUUGGCGUAGGACAUUGGCGGAGGCUUUGAAGGCAUUGGAGAGCUAGCGGGGGUGCAGAGAGGGGGGCGAGGAGAGCCCUGGGAUUGAGGUGAGGUGGGAGAGGAGGGGCGUUGCGGUGUGUUGGAGAGAGCGAGAUUGGAAGUGGUGGGAGCAGGAGCAGUCGGGGUGACUUGCGAGGCGAGAGGAGCUGCUGUAAGGGAGGGGAACCCUUGCGGAAUAAGCUUGCUGAGGGAGUGCGAGCGCAAGUAAGGCAGAAGAGCGUGGAGGCAGCGGAAGGCUGCGCAGGAAUUUGGAGUUGACGCGUAUGGCAGUCGCUGCUAAAAACGUGGAGAGUGCAGAGGAGGAGAGAUGACUUGGAACAGGAGGGGAACAUGUUUUUUGCGACGAGGGUGAGGAAGGUAAAGCGGGGUUUGCAUGGCUGGUGCGUGGUGUCCCUGCAUGCUUGGGGGCUGCCGUGCACUUGACAUCCGCCUCCAACUCGAGGCCUAGUGUUGAUGUGUUGCUUGAGGACUCGAGGCCAAGGUUGCGCAAUACGGCAACGGGUGGCUGUGAUGGCCCUCACCGGUAGCCCCAGGUGAACAAGAACUAUCAACCAAACCAUGCGCUGUGAGGAUGUGGCGCAGCAACGGGAAGUUGACGAGUGCGUGGCUCUCGAAGGGGAGGGCGCGUGGGGCUGUCCGACAGCGGUGUGCGCGUGCCGUGCCAUAUACGCAUUGCUUAUGUAUUGUGAGAGUUGCGCAUGUAUUUGGUGGAUCAUCUAUGGAGUGGAGUGUUACGAAGCGUGGCGCUGCCCUUGGCCGCUGCAACAGUUUUGGGAUUGGAGUCGUGGGUCUUAUACCUUUUAAAAACUGCGAGUCAUUUGGUAGCCAUGUAUGCGUCGUGUUUACGCGGACGCUCGCGUGGAAGGCGCGUAGCGUCAACCGUUAGGUGGCGUGCCAGCGGUGGCUGCGUGUGCAGGGGAAGCAGUAGCCUCUGCAGCAGCAUGUGCCGAUUGGUGCAUGUCUUGAGUUGCAUGGGCGUAGCGCCCUACGUUUGUGUGUUGGCUGUCCUCGACAACUUUGUUUACCCAUCCUAGUUUGUUAUGCCGGAGCAGUAUCCUCGUUCCUACCUAACGGGCUCAGAUGUAGUAGCACGUCUGGUGUUAUUGUUUUCGCCCAAUGGGAAAUCAAAGGUGGCUGUCAACAUACGUUGCGGCAAUUAAAGGGCGCUGGAACCGGUUCAAGGUUGGACAUGUGUCGUACAACGGCAGAGUUCGUUCCUUAUAAGGAUAUUGAUUAGCACACGUGAGAUUAGUCAAGAUGUCAUGCAGAUAGAUGUUGGCAUUGUCCUACCCGGGCGGGAACUUCGGGUUGGUGAUGGUGCACAUGUGUUGCCAGGGUGGCAGUGUACGUCGUUCACAUGUUCCUUGUUGAACGUACAGUUGGCUUUCUAUACCCGGUCAUUCCGCCUGCCGCAUGCCAAGGCUUCAGUCACCCUAGUCAUUACUUGCGCACUCGGGGAACAAGCACAGACACGCACCUUGGGUACUUGAGCCGGGCCAACACUGGUUCCAGCAGCUGCCCUAACUUCAAGUGAAGACCGCCACGCAAUCGGGACUCGGUCGUGGCUGUUGGCUGUGGAAUGUAACCAACGCUUAACUU
Molecule: messenger RNA, 5503 nt
Organism: Astrephomene gubernaculifera
Lineage: Eukaryota; Viridiplantae; Chlorophyta; Chlorophyceae; Chlamydomonadales; Astrephomenaceae
Source: the annotation of a GenBank genome assembly